AUGAGAUACCAUCGCACUUCGAAGGGGCUCUGGGCGUUCCUCGUCCUGUCCUGCCUCGCCGUCCUGUCUAGCUGCUACCGCAAUGGAGAUCAUGAAUCGGUGUUGAGACCCUUUCAUCGCGCGUCAAUCAUCAAUCGUGCUAUUUUCGGCUCGGUUGCAACGACUACGGAUGAUGACUACGACUCUCCGGCUGCGUAUGACUUCUCCAACACGGACACUACCACCGCAUCUGCGGCUACUUACCCUUUCCCGACCGCUACACUGGGUGGUGGCGCUGGCGAUCCGUCCAACUCUUCUUUGACCCUCGACCGACACUCAUCUAGCGCCACUACCGAGCCCAGAUCUCCUGGAAUGAGCAAUGGUCCUGUGAUAGAAUCCACAUCUACUGCUGUCUCCCAAGAUUCUUCCAAUCUAGAAACAUUGUCAUCAUCGACCACUUCAGUGUCUAAUACAAAACACGACGCAGUUUCACAAACAGAUACUCAUCUAGACGAGACUGUCACCAUCACGGUGACAAACUUCAUCUCAGGCAUUUCGAAGCCUACAGAAAUCAGCUAUCCAAUUCCUACCUCCUCGGUUAUACAGAAUUCUGUCAUCUCUUCUAGCUCGGCAGUUUCUGAAGGCGCUAUCUCGGUCAUCACAAUCACGUCCCUACACACCGUCACCUUGUCCAUCAGUCAUAAUUCUUCUUCUACCCAGCGAACCACUGUGCAGCCCUCAACAUCACCUGAUAAUGUGGCAUCGACUGCUAAAACCAUAUCCAGCCAGAAUUUUACCUCUAUGCGCCCUGUUACGUCUUCCGGAGUCAGCAUUAUUACCAUAACGCGAAAGGAAACCUACACAGGCGUGUCAAACACCACUGCAGAUGCAACUGGCCAAGCUACGUCAGAGGAAGUCGCAACAUCCACCAUAGGUUGGCCUACUCCCAUUUCGCGCAUUUCCCCUUUUUCAGCCUCUUUCAACUUGUCAUAUGUGCCAGAACCAGUGAUCAGCUCUCAGGUCAGUGGUGCAGCUACCUCAGUUCAAUCAACUUCUUCAUCAAGCACCACCCGCACAGUGUUUCAAAACAUUACUAUCACCCUAAGCGGGUUCCCAGAUACUGGAUCGCCCGAGACUGGAGCCACUAUCACGGCGGUGCCAACACUUCCAGCAAGCGGCAACGCUACAGAUUAUGUUUCAAGCACGCGGUUUAGCAGCACUCUGUAUCCUGUACCGUCUUCGACUGCAAACCUCAGCUCUACAAAAGCUACGGCCAAUGCUACUAAUGCCGGGUCGUCCAGUAUGAGCAUCUCUACAGAGGUCAUAACCAUCACCGUGUAUCCUACGACUUUGGAGACUGGAGACCCUGCCGAUAUGACUUCAGUGAUAACUCUUCACAGUAACAGCACUACGACUGUGGCUUUGACCCCUUAUCCCCUGAGCAAUGUCAACUCCUCAAAAUUUUCCACUCCUGGAGAUCGUACAACUGCGAGCAGCGGCCCUCCGAAUGCUGAAAGUGCAGGUGGUUGGAGUACUGAUCUCCCAACAGCUUUGGCAAACUCCAGUGCCGUUGGAACACCGCGAUAUACAACCACCGCCCGGUCUUCAAACGACUACACUCAGCCAACGUACGUUCACACUACUUGCGAGCACACCGAAAUCAUUUCUCAGCCUGGCGCCACAGCCGACACUGGCGCUGGAAACUCGUCUAGCUCUAUGGGCACCAGCUUGAAUGGAACAAAGACAAUUUCCCUUCCAUCAACAUUUAAGACCACAGUCUCGCGCACCCACUCCGUUGGGGAUGAUGGCGCGUCGGCUUAUCCUUCAGCGUCGGGAAAGAGACUGCCCGGUAGCCCUACCUAUCCAUGGGGAGGAAGUGGGCCUCUCCAUCGUUUUCAAGAGCCCGAUUUUUGA
This is a messenger RNA of Beauveria bassiana ARSEF 2860, 1893 nucleotides long. RefSeq lists its product as uncharacterized. The transcript has 3 exons. NCBI's taxonomy places the organism in Eukaryota, Fungi, Ascomycota, Sordariomycetes, Hypocreales, Cordycipitaceae. The coding region runs from base 1 to 1893 and encodes 630 amino acids. The record is from RefSeq and is a predicted model, not a curated record.